AUGCAAUGCGUAUUGGUUGUUGCAGGAAAGAUGGUGGAGACCGGAGGAAGCACUCUUCGUUCCACUGUUUUUCAUGACCACUCAGUGUGGGCCGUUCUCACUGUCGUUCUUGUCCAGGACUUUUAUGUGGGUGCAACACUCGGAAAAGUUUUGAACAGGGUGUUGGCAACGGCGUUUGCUGGUGGUCUUGCGGUUGCAGUCAGUAAAAUAGCAAGUUUUUCUGUAGAUGUGGGAAAGCUCGUAACCUGGGUCUUUGAAUCUUUCGUAGAAUCUCUUUAUAAGAGUAGCGAGAAUAAACUGUUAAUUGUUGCAGGAGUGAGGUUAUUAAUGAUCAUAUUUGGGAGUUUUAUUGCUCUUAUGGUAAAUAUUUGUAUACACCCCGUUUGGAUCGGCCAGGAACUUCAAAAUCAAAUUUCUUCCAAUGUCGUAAAGCUCGAUACAGCAGAAGCUGAGGAUGAUGACCCAUUUCUAAGUAUACUCUCUUCAAAGACUAGUGAAGAAACAAUGGCUUUUUGGGCAAGAUGGGAACCUUGUCAUGGCAGCUUCAGGUUCCGCCAUCCAUGGAAGCAAUACUUGAAGAUUGGAGACAAGAUUCGGUCGUGUGCUUGCAGAAUUCAAGCUCUCAGUGUCUCUCAUCUAACCCCAUAUGAAAUUCGAAGCAGGAUUGAAGAGCAAUGCAAAAACAUGAUGGUUGAAUCUGGGAAGGCCCUUAGGGAAUCAUCAUUUAUGCUUAAUCUGAUGGUUAAGUCAGCAAUGCCAAAUCUCCAUGUGACGAAUGCCGAAAGUGCUACUGAAUCUCUUAAAUCUCUUCUGAGAGCAAACCCGUGGGAAGGUGGUGAUUUAGUGGAGAUACUACCGGCCAUUACAGUGGCAUCACAUCUAAUUCAUAUAGUUUUGUGUGUUAAGGAAAUUUGUGAAGCUGUUGAGGAACUUGCAAACCUUGCAAAUUUUGAGCCUUCCGAGAUAUUCCAUCGAGGAACAGUGCAAUCUACUUCUGAUAAUGAUGGUACGGUUGCUGUGAUUACUGAAAGCCCAUAUGAUGCAUGA
Messenger RNA from Vigna unguiculata (cowpea), 1047 nucleotides. NCBI's taxonomy places the organism in Eukaryota, Viridiplantae, Streptophyta, Magnoliopsida, Fabales, Fabaceae. The record is from RefSeq and is a predicted model, not a curated record.